AUGAAUGCGCAGGGGAUUGGGGGCACCAGCACGGUGGUGGAGUGGUCUUCCAUGGCUCCCACAGCAGACGAUGACGCAGGUGAAGCUGCUGACGAGCCACCUAGUGACGCUCCAGCGAUGAGGGGCUUAGAUUUUCUCAGAGGGCUGCAUCAGAACCCUCCGCCCGUCAGCACUGCAGGCCCACCAUCAAGCACCGGCGAAAAACAUCCGCCUGCUCGUCCACCUGGUACAUCUGGCGGUGAGCCCGAGAGUGCUCCCGCCACCGUCAGCGUGACGGAGGUGGGCGAGUCUUCGUCUGCCGCCGCACGGAAAAAACGCCGAUUUGCACAAACCGUGCUCCCGUUCGGCACGCCCCCUCCGAAGCCGACUCCAUCACCGGCACCCGACAAACCUCCCUCGCGGGUGUCUCGUGUUCUCACCGAUGCCGAAAAGGCCGAGGCGAAGUUUGACAAGGCACUGCAGCUGUACAUCACGCAGUGGCUACCCAAGUUUGAAUGGUUGCUGCUUGACAAGAACGAGGACGGGUUGCCCGUCUUGCGAUGCAGCAUAUGUGUGGAGCACGGGAAAGACGAUGCGAAAUUUGGUCGCAACGGGCCGGGGGGGCGGGAUCCUCAACCUGGCUCUAUGCGCUGUCACGAGCUGAGCGUUCGCCGCGACGAUGCGUUGAAGAAGCAGCGGACGCUUAUGGCGGAGAUUGAGACGCAGAAGUGGUUGGACGACUUUGCAAACGCCGACAAGGAGGGUGCGCGGCUGACUCGUCUCAUGCGGGCCGUAGACUUCAUCUGCACCCACGACGCGCCAAUCGCCAUGUUCCCUCAGCUCGUACAGUUCAUGGCCGAAGAGGGAGUUGAAGACAUUCCGUUGAAGUCAUACGGGGUCUACAUCUCACCGUAA
Closterium sp. Naga37s-1 is the source of this 894-nucleotide messenger RNA. NCBI's taxonomy places the organism in Eukaryota, Viridiplantae, Streptophyta, Zygnematophyceae, Desmidiales, Closteriaceae. The record is from the annotation of a GenBank genome assembly.